AUGGCCUGGAUACCCAACGAAAAUGAAUUACAACAGAUAUUAAAUUUAUUAAAGCAAACAAAUUCUGGUGAUACAACAAUUCAAAGAAAUGUUCAAUCUCAAUUAGUUUCACUCUCUGAACAUCCUCAAUUUUGUUUAUAUCUAGCUUAUAUAAUGGCUGAUUUGAAAGAUUUAGACGAACCAAUUAGAUCUGUUAGUGGAUUAAUAUUAAAAAAUAUUCUAUUAAAAUAUUAUCAAUUUCUUUCUGUUGAAAUAAAAAAUUAUGUUAAAUCAAAAGUUUGUUCUAUCAUUGGGGAUUCAUCAUCAUUAAUACGGGCUACUGUUGGAAUUCUUUUAACAACCAUCUAUACUAGAGAAGAUGGUAAAUGGAGUCAAAUAUUACAAUAUCUUGUUAAUUUAUUACAAAAUUCUAAUUAUAAUUUGUUAGAUGGAUCAUUAGGUGCUUUACAAAAAAUUUGUGAAGAUUCUGCCUCAAAGAUGAAUGAAAAAGACAUUGAAAUUAUCGUUCGACCAUGUUUUAAAUUUUUUAAUUACCAAGUUCCUAAAAUUAGGAGUACCUCAUUAAGUGUUGUUAAUAAUAUUUUACUUUUUAAUAGUUCUGUUGUUGGGGAGAGAUUUGAUGAAUUUAUUGUUGAAGUUUUUCAAUUAGCUAAUGAUAAUGAUAAUGAUGUCAUAAAAGAGUUAUGUAAAUGUUUAACACUUAUUUGUGAGACAUUCUUUGAUAAAAUUAUUCCUCAACUUGAUAAUAUUAUGAAAUUUAUGAUACAUAAGACUCAAGAUAUAAAUGAUGAUAUUGCUUUGGAAGCCUGUGAAUUUUGGUUAACUGUUACUGAUCAUGCUGAAAAUGACAAAAAUAUUCUUGCUCCAAUUUUACCACAACUUUUACCUGUUUUAUUAAAAUCAAUUAGAUAUAGUCAAGAAGAAAUUAUUGCUUUAAAAGGUGACAUUGAAAAUGAUAGUCAGGUUCCAGAUAAAGAAGAAGACAUAAAACCAAGACAUUACCGUUCUAAAAAUAAUCAUUUUUUAAAUGGUAACUCAAAAAUAUCUGAAAUAGAUAAAGCUGAGUCAUUUCUUGAAAAAAAUUGUUACAUGUCAAGUGAUGAAAAAGAUAUUGAAGAUGAUGAUUCAGAGAUAGAUGAAGAUGAAGAUGAUACUAAUUGGACACUUAGAAAAUGUGCAGCAGCAACAUUAGAUGUUAUAACAAAUAUUUUUGGUGUUGAUUGUUUACCUAUUCUUUUACCUCAUUUAAAAGAACUUCUUCAUCAUAAAGAAUGGGAAGCUAGAGAAAGUGGUAUAUUAUGUUUAGGAGCUAUUGCUGAAGGUUGUAUGUCUGGUAUAACACCAUUUAUGGAUGAUCUUUUUCCAUAUCUUAUGGAAGAGUUAAAUAGUUCAAAAGCUUUGGUACGAUCUAUUUCUUGUUGGACAUUGUCAAGAUAUUGUAAUUAUAUUUGUCAAGAUACUUCAAGUCCAGCAUUUCAAUUAUUAGUAAAAGGUUUAUUAGAAAAGAUGGUAGAUUCAAAUAAGAAUGUUCAACGUUCGGCAUGUUCAGCAUUUGCUAAUGUUAUUGAAGAAGUAGGAAGAGGUUUAAUUAUAUAUUUUUCAGAUAUUAUAACAACUCUUACACAAUGUUACAAAAUAUAUCAAGCACGUAAUUUAUUAAUAUUAUAUGACUGUACAGGUACAUUAGCUGAUGUUAUGGAGGAAAAUCUUCAAAAUGAUUAUUUUAUUCAUAGUAUAAUGCCUUUACUUAUUGAACGAUGGAAACAAUCAACUGACUGUGAUCGUCAAUUUUUUCCUCUUCUUGAAUGUAUCUCAUCUGUAGCAUUAUCAUUAAAAGAAAAAUUUAUACCAUAUUGUAAACCAGUUUUCCAAAGAUGUAUUUCAUUAAUUAAUAAUUCAUUAAAUAAUUUACAAAAAUAUAAUGGUCAAGAUAGUUGUUUUACUUAUAUUGAUAGAGAAAUAAUUGUUGUUUGUUUUGAUUUAUUAGCUGAAUUAACUGAUAUAUUAGGAAAAAAUAUGGAACAAUUUUAUGAAGAAGUUAAUAUUGGAUUUUUAAUUAUUAAAGCAUCUUCAUUAGGUAAUGAGGAAGUUAAACAAAGUACUUUUGCUUUAGUUGGUGAUAUAUGUAAAAAAUGUCCAAGAUUUUUGUUAGAAUAUAAACAUCAAAUAGCAGCUAUAUUGGUUGCUAAUAUUACUAAUAAUUGUACAUCACUUGUUAAUAAUGCUGUUUGGGCUUUUAGUGUUAUGAUAUUUAUUUUAAAAGAAGAAAUUGAAAUGUAUCUUACAUAUAUUAUACCGGUAUUAACAACUAUUCUUAAUUGUCACAAGUUAGAAAGAACAUUAUCAGAAAAUACAGCUAUAGCAAUUGGUAAAAUUGCAUUAUUUGCAGCUCCAAGAAUUGCAUCAUGUCUUCCUAAUUUUAUAAGACCAUGGUGCUUAUCUUUAAGAAAUGUUCGAGAUAAUGAAGAGAAAGUUGUUGCAUUUGAGGGUAUCAUUUGUUUAAUAUACCUUAAUCCAGCAGGUAUUUUGGGUGAUUUUGUAUUUUUUUGUGAUGCAAUAGGUUCAUGGGAUAAUCCACCACAACAUUUACGUAGUCAAAUUAUUGGGAUAUUAAAUAGAUAUAAAGAACAAAUAGGUCUACCUUUUUGGAAUGAAUUUUUAAGUCAUUGUCCUGAGAAUCUUCAACAGAAAUUAAAAACAUUUUAUGGUGCAUAA
Strongyloides ratti is the source of this 2715-nucleotide messenger RNA. RefSeq names its product Importin-beta, N-terminal domain and Armadillo-like helical domain and Armadillo-type fold domain-containing protein. Lineage: Eukaryota; Metazoa; Nematoda; Chromadorea; Rhabditida; Strongyloididae. The record is from RefSeq and is a predicted model, not a curated record. Gene Ontology annotation, biological process: protein import into nucleus. The transcript is spliced from 4 exons. Gene Ontology annotation, cellular component: nucleus; cytoplasm. Gene Ontology annotation, molecular function: nuclear import signal receptor activity; small GTPase binding. The coding region runs from base 1 to 2715 and encodes 904 amino acids.